AUGACUUUGAAGAAUCAGAAUUUGAACGAGGUGGUUCUACCUCUGAAGAUUCAGACUCUGAUCAUAGAGUUUCAGCCUCUAGUGACAACUCAGACCGUGAAGGAUAAAGGUGCCUCUGAUUCGUAUGCUGUACAAAAAGCAGACCAGAAUAAUAACAAUAGUGAAAGUACAUAUGGUCAAAACAAUUAUAUUGCUAGACCACCAACAUUUAGUGGAGAUUAUACUAAAUUUGAAUGGUGGAAGAGUAAUAUGUACACUCAUAUUAUUGUUCUGGAUGAUGAGUUAUAUGAUAUCUUAAAGUCUCUCACUCAUGCUCAAAAAAAUAUAUACAGAAAACAUCAUAGAGUGAGACGAAUUCUUGUUGAUGCCUUGCCUCAUUCUGAGUACAUAAAGAUUAUUGAUAAGUAUAUUGCUAAAAAUAUCUUUAAUUCUUUAUGUGCUACCUAUGAAGGUAAUCAACAAGUUCAAGAAGCUAAAGCAAAUAUUAUGGUUCAACAAUAUGAGCUAUUCAGAAUAAAAUGUGAUGAGAACAUUGAAACUAUGUUCUCAAGAUUUCAAGCUCUUGUGUUUGGACUUCAGGUCUUGAAUAAAAGCUACACAACUUCGGGUCAUGUCAAAAAGAUUCUUAGGAGUCUUCAUGCCAAAUACAAACCCAAAGUUACCGCUAUUCAAAAGGCUAAAGAUUUAAACACAUUAAGUCUUGAAAGUAUUGUUAGCGAUCUCCAAAUCCAUGAGAUGGAGCUAAAUAGAGAUGGGCUUAAGAACAUAUUCUCUAAUAGAAGCGAUGGCUUCAGAGGGUCUAGCUCUAGAAAUGACAAAGAUGACCAGAAGGGCUGGCUCAAAUAUGCAGAUAAAGAUGGUCAAAAUCCUGAUCAUUACAUAACUGAUUGUCCAGAUCUGCAGAAGGACAAAAGCAAAAAGGAAAGCUUUCAAAGGAAUAACUUUAAAAGUAAGUUCAAGAAAAGUGUCAUGACAACAUGGGAAGAACUUGACAAUGAAGAAGAAGCUAAUAAAGAAGAAUCUAAUCUUGCUUUGAUGGCAUCAACAUUUUCAGAUUUAGAAUCCGAAGCUGGUUCUGACUCAGAUUCAGAAGAUACAAAAGAUAAAGCCAUACAUAUGAAAAUUUUAAAGAAGCAAUAUGGUCUUGCAAGAGAUGAACUAAACUUCUCUAAAGACAAAAUUGAAAAAAUUGAAAGAUAUCAAAUUGCUUUAAUAAAAUAUAUGUCUGACAAACCUAUUGAUAAGUAUGAAUAUGCUCUUCAAGAGUUUGUCAUAUUUGUCUACAACAGAACCAAACUUGCUUCCAUGAUCUAUGAAGUGAGCAAGAGAAAAGGAGAAGGUCUUGGUUAUCAUCAAAAACCUUAUAAUCCAAGGAAUAAUAUCUUGAUAAAACCAUCAAAUCCUUCUUCUUCAAGCACUGCUCAAAGGGGCUGA
Molecule: messenger RNA, 1434 nt
Organism: Lathyrus oleraceus (garden pea)
Lineage: Eukaryota; Viridiplantae; Streptophyta; Magnoliopsida; Fabales; Fabaceae
Exons: 5
Coding region: 1-1434 (477 amino acids)
Source: RefSeq, a predicted model, not a curated record